Camelina sativa (false flax) is the source of this 939-nucleotide messenger RNA. The record is from RefSeq and is a predicted model, not a curated record. Lineage: Eukaryota; Viridiplantae; Streptophyta; Magnoliopsida; Brassicales; Brassicaceae.
AAAAAAAAAAAGGGAAAACAAAAUAAACUCAUUGAGAAUAAAUACGAAACAACUUUGAACUGCUCUCUCUCUCUCUCUCUCUCUCGAAGGCCGACGAGACAAAGAAGACGAAGAAGAAGAAGAAGAAGAAGAAAGGAGAAAAAGCUAACAACAACAAUGGAGCCUCCUCCUGAAAGAUCCAAACGUCUCCACAACUUCCCUUUACCUCAUCUUCGUUGGGGUCAACAGAGAUACCUCAGAUGCGUCAAUCUACCCUCAUCAUCAAAUUCACCACAUCACCAACCAUCUCCUUCUUCUUCGUCUCCCGAUCACGCACCCAACAACAACAACAACAGAUCCGGAGCGAAGAACGGUGAGGUAGUUGCGGCGGCUAGGCCGUGGAAUCUGAGGACGAGGAGAGCUGCGUGUAGUGAACCACCUGGAGGAGACGAAUCGCCGGCGAUUGACUCUUCUCUUCGUAGGAAUAACGAAAUUGGGGUGAAGAGAAGCACCAUCUCUUCGGAGAAUGAUGAUGAGAAACUGAAAUUGAAAUUCUCAAUUCCUUUGUCGAGAGAAGAGAUUGAACAAGAUUUCUCCAUUGCCUUUGGGAAAAAACCUUCCAGGAGACCUAAGAAGAGACCUAGGCUUGUUCAGAAGAAAUUGAAUACGAUUUUUCCAGGAUUGUGGUUGAAUGAAGAAGUAACAAUUGAUUUAUACAAUGGCCCUGGAGGAGCUCAGGAUACGUGAUAAAGGUCUUUACUUUGUGUUCAACUCUUGUUUCAGCUUUGAGACAUUCUCAAGUUUUAGCAAUGUCCUGUGAAGAUAACCGGGAUAUGUUAUGGUUUCUUGUUUGUUGUAAAGUGGAUUACUGGUAAAAAAAAAUUGGUAAUCCCAUCAUUCAUUCACUAAUUGUAAUGUUUUUUUGCUUAUAUAGUAAUGCUAGUUGCUUCAUUGUCUCUC